Molecule: messenger RNA, 738 nt
Organism: Clarias gariepinus (North African catfish)
Lineage: Eukaryota; Metazoa; Chordata; Actinopteri; Siluriformes; Clariidae
Product: CMRF35-like molecule 7
Exons: 6
Coding region: 1-738 (245 amino acids)
Source: RefSeq, a predicted model, not a curated record
AUGGAGAUGGUCCUCAUCUUCACCUUCUGCCUGAUUCUAGCUGGUACUGAUGCUGUAACUACAGUAACUGGAUACAGAGGACGAUCAGUUCAGAUUAAAUGUAACUACACAUCUGGAUAUGAAGAUUACAACAAGUAUCUCUGCAGAGGUAAAUGUCCCUAUGUUGGGUAUAGCGACGUUCCUGUUCAGUCUGGAUCUCCUGCUAAAGACUCCAGAUUCUCUCUGUAUGACAACACAACAGCCAAAGUCUUCACCGUCAACAUCACUGAUCUGAGACCAGAGGAUGAAGGAACUUACUGGUGUGGGAUAGAUCAGACAGGGCGUGAUAUUUACACAGAGAUUCUACUGCUGGUUAAAACAGAUGUUCUUACCACGACUACUGUCUCACACACCACACACUCCAUGAGUACAUCAGUACAUGCUGAGAGCACACACUCAACAACAGGAUUUCCAACUCUUACAAUCGUCAUUAGUGUGUCUGUGGUUCUGGUGCUGGUUCUCAUUGCCCUUAUACUCACUGUCGUUCUACAGAGAAAAGACAAGACCCAAGCAUCCUCUCCUGGCCAACCUGCACAAAGUUCCUCAGCUCUCCAUAUGGUUCCAUGUCCUAUCUAUGAUUUUGAGGAGACUGAAGACAGCAGAUGUCUGUCUAACACACUUUACUCCACUGCUCUGCCUCCCUCAAUCCCGUCUGAGAUUUAUUCCAACACUGGAUUAAACACAGUUCCACCUGAUUGA